Molecule: messenger RNA, 1047 nt
Organism: Cladophialophora carrionii CBS 160.54
Lineage: Eukaryota; Fungi; Ascomycota; Eurotiomycetes; Chaetothyriales; Herpotrichiellaceae
Exons: 1
Coding region: 1-1047 (348 amino acids)
Biological process (GO): regulation of translational initiation
Cellular component (GO): cytoplasm
Molecular function (GO): protein binding
Source: RefSeq, a predicted model, not a curated record
AUGCCUUUGGAUGAUGGCACUGGCAAUGAUGGCGUCGCCUUGGCCAACAGCGCUCUGGCCGAUGAGAUCGAAGCCUUGACCUCUAUCUACGACGGCGACACGCUCAUCCUGCAACCCCCGUCGGGGAAAGAUACGACCAUCACUGCGAUCCUUCGCCUCCCGGACUCUGACAUCUCGUUCCUCAUCUCCUUUCCCGCCGAAUACCCGGAUGCCCCGCCUCAGAUCUCAGGCACGCAGUCUACAGGAGACCAUUCAAGAAGAGGUCAAGGAGAAGUUGCCGUAAGCAUUUUACGGGACGUGCUCGGCCGCGUGUUCAGCGAGGGUCAAGUCUGCCUGUUCGACCUCGUGGAGGAGGCGGGCCCUCUCCUCCUACCCCAGGACGACCAGAAUCAUGAGACCCACGCCCAGCACCAUGGCACGGCUGAAACCGCCCACCAGGAAUAUGCUCAAGACAGGUCCGCCUCACCUCCGCUCGCGCCGGAUGGCGGCCCACGUACCUGCGCCGAUGAACCUCCCCCCGUGACGUCGCAGCUUUAUUCCUCUGACUCUACAUUCCUAGCUGCCCAAGCACCGCAAUGGACCUUGUCCGAGCCCCUGACCGUUAAUAAAUCCACGUUCGUCGCCCGCGCGUGUGCGGUGCAUUCCCUCGAUGACGCACAACACGCCCUGGCCCACCUCGUGGCGAGUAACAAGAAAGUCGCGCAAGCGACGCAUAACAUCUCGGCGUGGCGGAUUAAGAGUCGUCCCGUGGCGGCAGGAUCCACGAACGGGGCCGUGUCGAUCGACAUUGUUAUCCAGGACUCGGACGACGAUGGCGAAACCGCGGCCGGUGGCCGUCUCCUCCAUCUGAUGCAAUUGAUGGAUGUGUGGAACGUGCUGGUCGUGGUGAGUCGGUGGUACGGCGGCGUGAAGCUGGGUCCCGAUCGAUUCAGGCUGAUCAACCAGGUCGGACGGGACGCGUUGGUCAAGGGCGGGUUUGUGAAGGUGAAAGACCAGCAUGAGGAAGGGGGGAACAAGGCGCGAGGAAAGGGCAGGGGGAAGAAAUGA